Messenger RNA from Cricetulus griseus (Chinese hamster), 269 nucleotides. The record is from RefSeq and is a predicted model, not a curated record. NCBI's taxonomy places the organism in Eukaryota, Metazoa, Chordata, Mammalia, Rodentia, Cricetidae.
CCACCCCUCAUUUCGGACCUCCAACCCAGAAAGUCCGGAUGGGACAUACAGCGAGACCGGAGCGCUUCUUCGGUGUCUACCUGCUCUACUGCCAGAACCCUCGGCAUCGGGGCCGCGUUUACGUGGGAUUCACUGUCAAUCCUGCUCGUCGGGUCCGGCAACACAACGCCGGUCGCAAAAAAGGUGGCGCCUGGCGGACCAGCGGGCGAGGACCCUGGGACAUGGUGCUGAUCCUGCAUGGUUUUCCGUCUGCUGUGGCCGCCCUUCGG